CAUAUUCCCUGUGCCUCUUAAGUAGAUGAAAUCAACUGAACUAUGUACUUCUAUGAGGUUAUAAGAGGUUAUAUUUUUGAAAACAAUGAAGUUUUUACAUGUGUAACCCUUAUAUUUUUAAAUUAAUGAAUUACUUAUCCAAUUUUUGAAAGAAUAUCUCAAUAAACCGUAACAAGAGAUCUCAUCAUAGUUGUUCUGAGGUUGCGUAGCUUUAGUCUUUAAUUUCAGAUCGCCACCAUGGAUUUAUUUAUUAUUAACAGAUAUAAUGACACAAAUGAUGAUACACAUAUAAUAGAACAAGAAGCAAAACGCCUAGAACAAUUGAAGCAAAGAAUUGAAGAACGUAGAAAAGCAUUUUCAGUAAAAAAAUCGUCUGAUGUCAUUACUUUGAAAGAAGAAAAACAAACUGAAAUUUUACCUGACCUUCCCGUUUCUACUAAUGAUGAUUUGCCAACGGAAAUACCAAAACCAAAUACACCUCCAAAACCAAAAGAAAAAAUUUAUGCUGAAAAACAAAAAGAAUUUAAAGUUCUUGGAUCAAGUGACUUUCAAAAAAAAUCUAAGGUGCAGAGAAUAUUACCAUACUGGCUAUCGCAUCCUACAGUUGUAUCAAGAGAUUUAAAUGAACUAUCUUGUCCAGUUGAAGAACAAGAAUGGCUACACCCAGUAAUAAAGUCUACUUUAUUGAGCGAAGGCAUAACAAAACUAUUUCCAGUUCAAAAUCAAGUGGUACCAUUCAUUUUAAAUGAGCAUACAUUGCCAAAAUUAUUUCAACCUCGUGACGUUUGCAUCUCAGCACCAACAGGAAGUGGCAAAACACUGUCAUUUGUCAUACCUAUAGUGCAGCUUCUAAUGAAAGAUGUGGGUUGCAAAAUACGAGCACUUGUGGUAUUACCAGUACAAGAGUUAGCUGCUCAAGUUGCUAAAGUAUUUAAGAAGUAUUGCAAUAGAACUCAUCUUAAAGUUGCUCUCUUGAGUGGUUCAGUUCCCUUUCAACAGGAACAGCAAGAGCUUGUCAGAUUUACUGAAUCAGUAGGAUGGGUCAGUAAAGUAGAAAUCAUUGUAUGUACAGCAGGAAGAUUGGUUGAGCACUUAAAGACUACAGAAGGUUUCAAUUUACAACAUUUAAAGUUUUUAGUUAUUGAUGAAGCUGACCGAAUUAUGGAUAACAUACAAAAUGAUUGGCUCUACCAUGUUGAUCAUCAUAUCAAACAAGGGAGUGAAUUGAUGACAGGGAAAGUUCAGAGUUUAAAUUGGAAAAAUGUGAGUAAACAAAAAUUAGCACCCCAAAAAUUACUCUUCUCUGCCACAUUAUCCCAAGAUCCAGAGAAGUUGGAACAGUGGGGGCUAUUUCAACCAAAAUUGUUUUCUGCUGCCACUAAUGAAUGUUUUGAAGAUGAAGACCAAAUCAGAAAAUAUGCUACACCUGCAGAACUUAAGGAACACUAUGUUGUAUGUGAAGCAGAGAACAAACCUCUUGUACUUUAUAAUUUUUUAGUAGAACAAAAAUGGGAUAAAGUAUUAUGUUUUACAAAUGCUGCUGAAACAACUCACAGGCUAACUGUACUUUUAAACACAUGGGCUUGUAAAGGAUUAAAAGUAGCUGAAUUGUCAGCCGCUUUAGAUAGAUCAAUGAGGGAAAAUGUUUUAAAGAAAUUCAUGCUCUCUGAAAUUGAUGUGUUAAUCAGCACUGAUGCAUUAGCCAGAGGUAUCGAUAUACCAGAUUGCAACUACGUAAUAUCUUAUGAUCCUCCACGGAACAUAAAAACAUACAUACAUCGAGUUGGUAGAACAGGAAGAGCUGGAAAGAUUGGUAAAGCAGUAACUGUGCUAUUGCCAAGUCAAAUCAGCUUAUUUAAGGAUCUUAUAAAAGCAGGAGGAAAAGAGGAAAUUCCGGAAAUUAAAAUUAAUACUGAUGUAAUUGAUCGUUUAUUCGAAAGUUAUGCAUCUGCCAUGAACACAACGAGAGAAAAAAUAAAUUCAGAGCUAAACUUGAAAAUUAAAAACUCAAUAGAAAUUAAAAGAAGUGCUAAAAGUAAAAUUCAAAAGAGAAAAAAAUAGUGUUAUAUUAAUAGAAUAAAUAUUGUUAGAUAGAUAAA
Messenger RNA from Bombyx mori (domestic silkworm), 2099 nucleotides. RefSeq names its product probable ATP-dependent RNA helicase Dbp73D (gene Dbp73D). The transcript has 7 exons. The coding region runs from base 238 to 2061 and encodes 607 amino acids. Gene Ontology annotation, molecular function: nucleic acid binding; ATP binding. Gene Ontology annotation, cellular component: nucleus. The record is from RefSeq and is a predicted model, not a curated record. NCBI's taxonomy places the organism in Eukaryota, Metazoa, Arthropoda, Insecta, Lepidoptera, Bombycidae.